This is a messenger RNA of Caenorhabditis bovis, 687 nucleotides long. NCBI's taxonomy places the organism in Eukaryota, Metazoa, Nematoda, Chromadorea, Rhabditida, Rhabditidae. The record is from the annotation of a GenBank genome assembly.
AUGCUCAAUGGCGCUGGCGAGGCUUAUGAGGUUGUCGAGCGUCGACUCGACGCGACGCUCGCGCACGCUCGUCACACGCUAGCCGCCCUUCAGAAUCGGGGUGCCGAUGAGGCGACGUCGUCGAAGCGCCACGAGCCGCUGGAUAGUCUCAUCGGAAUAAAAUCGCGAAAAAAGUUGGCCGUCGAGCCGGAUAGGCAUUUCCCGGCGGCUUCGUUCGUGCCGUCCGCCGACAAUCCGAUCAUCGUGUCGUCGGCGACGUCGGACACGUCGACGUCAUCGCUGAAGACGGCCUCGUCGCGAUCGUCGCCGGCGACGACGGCGAAAUCGUCGUCGAAUUGCCGAGCGGCGUUCCGAUUCCCCGGCGUUCUACCACGCGUGUUCCACUCGUCCGACGGUCGCAUGACGAUGAUUCUCAAUAAAACGGCGAGCGGCGAGAAGAUCACCGCCUAUGCGAUCAAGAACGACAACGACGCAACGCCGAUUCCGUGCGACGACACCGUUUUUCCGGAGGUGCCGCAACAGUUGAACUCGAAGAACGGCAAGCGCUACGGCGAGCGCAACAAAUUCACAACGUCGCUUCUCAUCGGCACCCACAGUCUGACGAUAACCGGCCGCUUCAAGAAUCGCACGUUGACCGUCGACAAUCUUCAGCGAAUGUAUAUUAAUGGUGAAUGUGUGUGGGAUUGA